Arachis stenosperma is the source of this 2480-nucleotide messenger RNA. RefSeq names its product type I inositol polyphosphate 5-phosphatase 4-like. The coding region runs from base 173 to 1858 and encodes 561 amino acids. NCBI's taxonomy places the organism in Eukaryota, Viridiplantae, Streptophyta, Magnoliopsida, Fabales, Fabaceae. Gene Ontology annotation, biological process: phosphatidylinositol dephosphorylation. Gene Ontology annotation, molecular function: inositol-polyphosphate 5-phosphatase activity; phosphatidylinositol-4,5-bisphosphate 5-phosphatase activity; phosphatidylinositol-3,4,5-trisphosphate 5-phosphatase activity. The record is from RefSeq and is a predicted model, not a curated record. The transcript has 13 exons.
CAAUCUUUUUUUGUCUUUAUUAUAGAAUACUUGUUUGUUUUCUCAUUGAAGUUCGUCACUGAAAGGAAGGAAGGAAGGGAGAGAGAAAAAAAAAAAGGGUGUCACCAUCACCAUUGUUGUUUUCAAUUUGUUUUUAGUUUGAUGCAGAAAGCUACAUGAAUUUGUGCCAACAAUGAGAGAUGAGAACUCGAAGAAAAGCAAGUUUUCAUGGCCUAAAACACUGGUCAGGAAGUGGUUCAAUAUCAAGAGCAAAGAUGAAGAUUUUCAAUCAGAUGAUGUCUUCUACAAUGGUGUUGAUGAAGAUUGGAGGAGCAACAACACCAACUAUUCACAGAAGGAGGAAUGCACUAUCAAGAAAAGCAAAGCAGAGAGAGCGAAGAGAAGGCAUUCGGAUAGAAUUCGGCGUAGUAGGAUUGACCAUGAUACGGCUCAGAUAAUCGAUGUGCAUAACUAUAGAAUCUUUGUUGCAACUUGGAAUGUAGCCGGAAAAUCUCCGCCGGAUUAUUUGAGUCUUGAAGAUUGGCUUCACAGCUCUCCACCUGCUGAUAUCUAUGUUCUUGGGUUUCAAGAAAUAGUACCUCUCAAUGCCGGUAAUGUUUUGGGGACAGAAGACAAUGGCCCUGCCAGAAAAUGGCUGACUCUUAUUAGGAAGACCCUAAACAGUCUUCCAGGAACAAGUGGGGAAUGCAACACUACUUCACCACUUCCUGAUCCUGUGGUGGAGCUGGAAGAUGAUUUCGAGGGAUCGACGAGGCAGAAGGCGACCUCUUUCUUCCAUCGGAGGUCUUUCCAAUCCUUGAGUCGUAGUAUGAGAAUGGAUGCUGACAUGUCAAUGCCUCAACCGUGCCUAGAUCGUCGUCUCAGUGUCUGCGAUAGAAUGAUAUUUUCUCACCAGGCAAGUGACUAUGAUCCCAGUUACAAAUGGGGUUCCUCGGAUGAUGAAAUCGGGCCUGCUGACUCCCCGGUUGCAGCACAGUAUUCGCCGGUGUCAUAUAGAGGUUUCUCCAUGGAGAAUAGAGAUAGAAGGAAAGGGCACUCCAGAUACUGCUUGGUUGGUAAAAAGCAAAUGGUUGGGAUAUUUCUGACAGUUUGGGUGAAAAGUGAUAUCAGAGCCGAUGUUCACAACAUGAAAGUUUCUUGUGUUGGCCGAGGAUUGAUGGGAUAUCUCGGAAACAAGGGCUCCAUAUCAGUUAGCAUGUUUUUGCACCGAACAAGCUUUUGCUUCAUCUGCACACAUCUUACUUCUGGACAAAAAGAGGGCGACGAGCUGCGCAGGAAUUCGGAUGUAAUGGAGAUUCUCAGAAAGACAAGGUUUCCCCGAGUCAACGGCGACGAGAGUUCUCCACAGACAAUUCUAGAACAUGAUCGAAUAAUAUGGCUGGGGGAUUUGAAUUAUCGGAUAGCCCUUUCUUACCGUGCAGCAAAAGCUCUUGUCGAGAUGCAUAAUUGGAAGAUUUUGCUAGAAAAUGACCAGUUGCAUAUAGAGCAGAGCCAAGGUCGUGUCUUCGAAGGAUGGAAUGAAGGGAAAAUAUAUUUCCCUCCAACAUACAAGUAUUCAAACAAUUCAGACAGAUAUGCAGGCGAUGAAAGACACUCGAAACAAAAGAGAAGAACUCCAGCAUGGUGUGAUCGAAUCUUGUGGUAUGGAAGAGGCCUCCGCCAAUUAUCUUAUGUUCGUGGAGAGUCAAGAUUCUCCGAUCAUAGACCGGUUUAUAGCAUAUUCCUGGCAGAAGUUGAAUCUAUUAGUCGUAGCCGAAUAAAAAAAUGUUCCAGUUGCACCAGUUCAAGGAUUGAAGUAGAGGAAUUACUGCCUGAUCCAGAUGGUUACGGUUACCAUGAUUUUAGAUUCUUUUCAUGAAUUGUCUAAAGUACUUACCUUGCCGAUCAACUUGGCGAAGUUGAAGCUAAGCAACCGAAGUAGCAAGUACAUACAGGGUGGUCACUGAUAUGAGGAAUGAUGAUAGCCCCAAUGGUGAUAGAGACAUUCAGUUAUACUCUCCCAAUUUCCCCAAAGAAGCUGCACAAGCUUGAUUGUUGCUAACAACUUCUGACACUUUGGAUCUUUUUGCUGCUUCACAUUCUUUCUUGGCUCCAUGGAAGUUCAAUUAAAUGAGGGAAACAUGAGAAGAAUUAGAGAUGUGAUGGACACUCAUUGCUUGUGUUAGAAAAGAAAUGUGCAAGUUCUGACGGAUAUGAAGCUUCUUUUGUUGGCUAAAUUUUUUUUAAAAUAUUGGGCGAAAGUUAAUGUAAUGCAAAUUAUGACGUGGCUGUGUAUUUUGCUGACAUAUAGGAACGAAAAACAAAAAAUAAAAAAGAGUAGAAAUUAUUGGAGGCAUUUGAUGUCUGGUGGGAACGAUUAUUUGAUAUAAAUGGAGUGAUUUGUGAGAAAAAAAAAUUUGUCAGCAAUUUCAGUCUAGAGGAAUUAUUUUUCCAUAAUCAAAUAUUACACUGUUGUUGAUUCAUUUACAUGUAUUACACAU